AUGGCUCAAUCUGAUCGAGUUGAUUUGGAGAUCCAUGAUCUUCACUACCAUCCACUAACUGAUUUGGUGAUCCCUCACCCAAACAGAUCACCAAUGGAAGGUACCACUGCUAAUGACUUGCUUCUUCUCUAUCCAUCAAUAACAAAAGGUAUUCCUCUUUACAUAUGCAAUCCGAUGACUCGUGAAUAUGCUGAGCUCUCUUACCCUCUUUAUAUCCCCGAGCGUGAGUUAAAAUUUGGAUUCGGUGUGAGCAAAUUAAGUGGGGAGUAUAAGGUGGUCUGCAUCAAUGCGGACAAUGGUUUCAACACUCACUAUGUAUACACCCUCGGAAUAGGGAAAUGGAGGCGCAUUGAAGCCGGGGCUGCUUCUGGUUACAAAUUUUGGACUGAACCUCUUUUAUGUAAUCACAACCUCCAUUGGGCGGUUAUAGAUUUGUGGUAUAACAAUUCUAUUUGUGGUUUUGAUGUUGAAACAGAACGUUUUAGCGUCUUCUCUUUUCCUGCUAAUGGAUAUGGAUAUGGGGAUUUGUGUGUUUUGAGGGACCACUUGUGUUAUUGUUACACUUUUGAUGAUGAUUUUAUCAUAUGGAUGAUGAAGGAAUACCAAGUUGAAGAAUCUUGGACUAUAGAAUACAAGUUGGGUCCAAUAAUUUGUGAUUUUGAUUGGGAUUUUAUGCUUGUCGAACCAUUCAAAGUUUUCAAAGAUGGUGACAUUUUGAUGUUGCUAGACAAAGGUCGUUUCAUCUACUAUUCCAACAAGACAGGAACUUUUGAAUUUGUGGAUAUGUUUAAGGAUUUAGAGGCGACGGAUUUUGUCACUCCCUUGAUUCUCAAUCCUAGCCUUAACUCACUCAAAAAUUUUGGAUUUAAAAAUGUGAUAUCCCUUUAG
Salvia hispanica is the source of this 888-nucleotide messenger RNA. NCBI's taxonomy places the organism in Eukaryota, Viridiplantae, Streptophyta, Magnoliopsida, Lamiales, Lamiaceae. The record is from RefSeq and is a predicted model, not a curated record.